Messenger RNA from Exserohilum turcica Et28A, 3237 nucleotides. RefSeq lists its product as uncharacterized. Gene Ontology annotation, cellular component: nucleus. The transcript is spliced from 3 exons. Gene Ontology annotation, molecular function: DNA binding; ATP binding; ATP hydrolysis activity. Bases 1 to 3237 code for a protein of 1078 amino acids. NCBI's taxonomy places the organism in Eukaryota, Fungi, Ascomycota, Dothideomycetes, Pleosporales, Pleosporaceae. The record is from RefSeq and is a predicted model, not a curated record.
AUGAGUAGCUAUUCACCAGGCAUACCCUCCUCGUUCGACCCUGCCCUGCUCCACUCCGAACUCGAAUUAAUCCACGACGCACACGCUAUUCCCUCCCAUUCAGACGAACUUGACGCAUUGCAGCAGUGCAUCGUCGAAGACACGGCCAAGAAGAACAGCGCGGGAAUCGUCAUACAGCACCGCGCUUGGAAAACUGCAGACGUAUUUCGAAGUGAAGGCGAGGGCGUGAUUGAAACACCCGCAAAACGACGCAAGCACUCGCUAGCCAAGCGCUGCUUUGCUGACUGCUCAACUGCGACUGAAGAGCUACCCUUGCCUUCGUCACCCCCACUUUACAACAUGCCGCCCACCUCGUCCCCCAUUGCAUAUCCACCUAGCUCGUCAAUGCCGCAGCCACCGUCACCAAAGAAGAGAAAGCGCUUCGAAGAUUCCCGGGAGGAUGUACCAAACAACAAUGCGACCCGCAAGAUUGGUGGGUUUCUGGACGACUCGGACGAUGAGGAGGAUAUUGCAGCACUGAAGGAACACACGAUGAAGAGGAGGGCCGUGAGCAGUAUUAGAGACCUACCCGCAGUUCCAGAGGGCUUGACCCAUUGCACACCACCUGCGAGUCAAGAUGAGCCAGCAGAUCCAGAGUCAAUACCAGUCGAGGAGCUCGACAACUACAGCUUCAAGUCACAGUCGCAAUCACCCGUUAAACGGCCGUACGCGUCACUGGAACCGGGUUCAGCACACCCUAUGCGUGGCAUCGUGGCUCGCAAUGCCGCUGGGAAAGCAAUAUACAUACCGAAGAAGGCGAGACGCGAAAUCCAGUCAUACGAAGAAGUCAUUGCCGCACGCUCCGAACCUGUCCAAGGCAAGGCGAGGACGAGUUACUACGGACUCAACAUUCACCAGCUGAUGGAUGAGGCCAAAGCGCUUGAUCAAGAGAAGGCGCUGACCAACUCAAUGCAGAACCUGGAAUUACCACAGCAAUCUGUCGAACACCCGGUCAGCAAAAGCGGAAAGAGCAAUCGUACGCUCAUGUGGACCGAGAAGUACAGAGCGAAGAAGUUCACAGAUCUGGUCGGAGACGAACGAACACACCGAUCGGUGCUGCGCUGGCUAAAGGCAUGGGAUCCUAUUGUAUUUCCCGGAUCUACAAAGGCAAAAUCGAAAAAAGCCAAAAAUGGAUUUGAGGAGGAUGAACAAAGACAUCGCAAAGUUUUGCUCUUGACUGGACCCCCUGGACUGGGAAAGACUACCCUCGCUCACGUCUGUGCGCGACAAGCUGGCUAUGAGGUCCAAGAGAUUAACGCUUCCGACGAGCGCAGUGGAAACGUUGUCAAAGGCCGUAUUCGCGACAUGGUAGGAACUGAGAAUGUGCGCGGUAUCAACACCAGCACAGCAAAUGGAAAAGUCCGUAAGGCUGGCAAGCCUGUAUGCGUUGUGGUCGACGAAGUAGACGGUGUAGUGGGCAGUGGCGGCUCCGGUGAAGGUGGUUUUAUAAAAGCGCUCAUCGACCUCAUCAACCUGGACGAGAAGAAUACCAAGGCGCUUGGACAGCAGCAGUCAACGACCAGCACUAAGAAGAAGGGGGACAAAUUCCGUCUAUUACGCCCACUCAUACUCAUCUGCAACGAUCUCUAUCACCCUUCGCUACGGCCGUUGCGACAGUCUUCGAUGGCGGAGAUUGUGCACAUCCGCAAACCUGGUCUCAACAUGGUAGUUUCGCGCAUGCAGGAUAUCUUCACGAAAGAAGGCAUCCAAUGUGACUCGGACGGCGUCCGUCGCUUGUGCGAAGCUACAUGGGGUGUGAGCACAAAGAAAGAAGGUGGAACUGGAAGUGGCACAGGCGAGGGAGACAUUCGUGGUAUUAUGGUGGUCAGCGAGUGGAUCGCAGGGCGACUGCGAGCUGCACAUGGCUACAAGUCGAAAGAUCUGCCACAUCUGUCACGGAAGUGGAUAGAAGACAAUCUUGUCAAUGACUUGAAACAUGGUGGAGGGGCCACUCGCAGUUUGGGUAGAGGCGGUGCAAAAGACGUAGUCGACCGUGUCUUCCGUGAAGGUGCUGGUUUCCCUAAGCAAGCUGAAACGACUGACCCGGCCACGGCAGCUGCAAGAGCAAAAAGUGGCGUUAUUGGUGUUGCAGAGGCGGGGAAGCGACGUGCUAUGGAUCGGCUGAGGGAGAUGGUCGACACGAGUGGUGACUGCGACCGCAUUGUGACUGACUGCUUCACUGUGUAUCCCGAGAAGCCCUUCCAAGAUGACACCUUCCUCAGCAAACCCAACGCAGCUUAUGAAUGGUUGCAUUUCCACGAUACACUCAGCUCUGCCGUCCAUGGCUCACAAGAAUGGGAGCUAGCACCUUACCUUUCCAACUCCGUCCUAGCGUUCCAUAGCCUGUUUGCCUCGCCCAUUCGCUCAUCUGCCAACCCUGUUGCGGAUCCCGACGCGCAGCCAACUCCCUUCUCAGGCCCUGGCGCCAGUUUUGCAGCAGCUGAACAGACCAAGGCCAGCAAAGCCCAGUUGAUGGCGCUACAGACGACUCUGAGCUUGCCACUGACUCGUAUGUUCCGGAGCCCAGAAGAAAUGGCAAUGGAACUGAUACCAUAUGUCCUGCGCAUGUUGUCGCCUGACGUGAAACCUGUGCUCGUCAAUACUGGCCCCGCAGGAUCAAAAUCAGUGGCCACGGCCUCAGUACGCAAAGCAUCAGAAAAAGAGCUAGUGAAGAAGGCUGUCGAGGCCAUGGCCGCCACAGGUGUACGCUUUGAAAAGUCACGCAUUGAAACAGAGGAGGUCACACAUCGAAGUGCGGGCUUCAUUUGGCGAAUGGAGCCCGCUCUUGAUGCUCUAGCCACCUUUGAGACGCUAGCCGGCAAGAAAGACGACAAAGUACGCUAUGCAGUCCGCAGCGUGCUCGAACAAGAAUGGCGAAAGGACUCUGCUCUUCGUGAGCAGGCCAAUCGCAAGCGCCGUGGCGGUCAAGAUGAGCUUGAUGACGACACCGAGGCUGCGAAGAAGGAGGAGAUGUCCACAGAGGACAAAAUCGCAGCAGUCAACAAAAAGGCCGUCAAGCGGGACUUUUUUGGGCGAAUUAUUCAAGAGACGGACACAAGCCGGAAGGAGGGCAAGAGGAAACAUGAUUUCGGGGAUAUGCGGGGAGACGUGGGCAGGAUAUGGGUAUCGUUCCAUGAAGGUUUCUCGAAUGCUGUCAGGAAACCCGUCACCAUCGAUGAUAUCAUGCGGGGUCUCUAG